Molecule: messenger RNA, 863 nt
Organism: Schizophyllum commune H4-8
Lineage: Eukaryota; Fungi; Basidiomycota; Agaricomycetes; Agaricales; Schizophyllaceae
Exons: 1
Coding region: 128-670 (180 amino acids)
Source: RefSeq, a predicted model, not a curated record
AGUGCAAUGGAUCCCGAGGCCUGCCACCUUCCUUUCUAGGUGAAGCGUAGGCAUCCCGAGGCCCAGUGCAGAGGAGCCUCGAUGCAAAAGCAGGGAUCCCGAGGACAGCAACAAGGUACGCGUGGGGAUGGAAGCAAACUGUGUGUACUUCCUCCGCGCCAUCCGGGCUCCGUUGGAUGGAUGGAAGUAUCCGUUGCAUGAGGCCAGGCCCGCCGGGGCUGCGAGCAUUGACCAAGACAGGCCGGGGCAGCGACCACUGGGACCCGUGGCAGCAACCAAGUCAGACCCGCCCGCGGUCUCACCGUCAAGAGAACAAUGGACGCAUUUUGGACGGCCUCGAUCGUUGUCGGCAGCUGCCGCUCCUGCUUCCGCGUUGCGAAUGCGGGCCUGUGAACCAUCAUCGCUGAUGAGUCCCAUAUCGUCAGUAGAUGACUGGCUGGCGGAUGAGCAGGCGCGCUAUACGGCGCGCCAGGGUCCCAUGGUCACAGUUUGUGCAUGGGGGCCACCCUUGAGAGUAAUGGCCGUCUCUUGUGACGCUGCCAUCGUUAUGCUGCGUCUGCGUGAUCGCGGUCAGCUGCUCUGUGAACUGUGUAGAGCGGCGCUAAAGUCCGCAGAAUACUUGCUGACGAGGGGCUUGGCUUGUGCGCCCGCAGCGACAAAAUUCCAUUGACUGUACUGCUAUGAGUUGGACCGAGCUGUGCGCAGAAUCCCCCUCGAGCGAGUGGUCUGCAGAGGGGGUUGGCGUCCUUGUUGUGUGCUGUGGUUCAUUUUGCUGUUCACGUGAUAUGGGGAAAGUUCCCAAAAUGGCAAUUGGGCCUGAGGAGCAAGCAGACGAACUUCGGUGCUUGUCUUCUCCCACCAUC